This is a messenger RNA of Fusarium verticillioides 7600, 1922 nucleotides long. RefSeq lists its product as hypothetical. The transcript is spliced from 4 exons. NCBI's taxonomy places the organism in Eukaryota, Fungi, Ascomycota, Sordariomycetes, Hypocreales, Nectriaceae. The coding region runs from base 121 to 1530 and encodes 469 amino acids. The record is from RefSeq and is a predicted model, not a curated record.
CAUACCCGUCCAGGGCUGAUGGCAGCCUCCACUAAUAAGCACUUGACGCGGCAGUGAAAACCGACUUCAUUCCCCUCAAAGUUUAUAUUUAUCAACUCCAAAUUUCACUUCAUCCUCAUCAUGUCAAACAGCGGACGCGGUCGAGGUGGAUUAUUCCAGCGCGGUGGUCGAGGUGGUCGAGGCGGGGGGUUAAUAGGGUCAGCGGUCCGUGGCGUAGCAGGCGGGAUAGGGCUCGUGUCGGAGAGCGUAAGCUCCUACAAAGAGAAGAGAGCAGCGGAAAAAACCCCCGCAUCCUCAGAGUCCCAAUCAAGCGGCACUGUCGUCGGAAACGAGCCGCCACCGAACUAUGAGCCUCAGCCAAGCCAGUAUGAGGACUCGACUGAAAGACAAUGGGAGCUCGACGAAACACAAUCCGAGCUACUCUCAAGUCCCCAUGACGGUGCUGACACCGCUCAACAGACUCAAGUUGACAAGGAUCUUGUGGCCAGUUUCUUAAGAGUGCAUGGCUCUUCAACUGGCCGAACCAAUGCUCAAUUGGAAUUGCCGGUCAUUCUCGCGCAGCGGAGACCAAAGGAUCGAACCCGUGGCUUUGUUCGGGGAUAUGCUCCGAUGCUUGAGACAGUCGGUAUUGACCAAGCGGCAUGGCUAGACUUUCUAGAUAAAUUCGAUCAGUCUACUCGAGCCUCACCUUGGAUCGAGGUCAUCAAUUUUGCAGAGUUCGGCGGUUUCUUUGUACCGAUUGCGCCAAGCAUCGCCAUUAGUGCAGCCGUGUACAAGACAAUUGAGGUUGCGAAAGAUGUCCAAGGCAGACAAAGGUCAAACAAGUUCAUUUCUCAGAUGAAUGAGCAAUACUUCUAUCCCAAGGGCUUAUGCUGUCUGAUCAUGACCUGGCGACCCGAUUCCGGGACGUCUCACGAGGUUGUUGACCUGACAUCAACAGUCGCUUCUUCCAUUGGAUCGUAUGACUCUUCAUUCACCAACAAGUUCAAAACCUCCAGCGGAAAGACCUAUGGUGAUUUUGCUCUCCCCGAAGCUGCCCCUCUCAUCUUUCCGACCCUCGAUGUCCUUGCUGAGGCUGAUAGUGAAGAAUCGAAGGGUCUGAAGCAGAGCCUGGGUGAGAAGAGAGCAUACAUCCAGGAUUACUAUGACAAGAGAGCCCAGGCUCAGUUCGCGCUCAAUAGACCGGAUAACCUCUUGGCCAACCAGCAAGAAGCUCCAAAAUUCUCUUCACGAUAUGCUGAUCCCAGCCAUCCUUCCAACAAUGGCUCCUUGAUCUCCCUACUCACUGGCGGAUAUGUCGACCCAACGAAGCUUCGCCGAGGCUUGAGGGGCCAAGCACCAAAGGGCCAGAACCAAGGACAAGCCAGUGGAGCACGGAGUGAUAGACAGCCCGGUCUGCCGAUGCCUUACAAGCCGGUCAAAGCGGCAAGGAAAUUUCUUUUUAACAAGGACAUUUUGUAUUUAAUGGUCGUUAAUAUGCCCAGUGAGGAUGAGCUCCGGGAGGCCAAGACUGCAUUGGACCGCAGAUAAAGGAUUUCUACAUUCAAGGGCGACAAGCUUUUGUCGAAUACAGGUUAAUUCCAUAGGAAUCUGGCAAGCUUUCUGGACUGAGCUACUCGCGGCUCCUGGGCUCUCUGCGCAGCUCGAGCGAAGCUGGAGGCAUGCAUGUUGGCUCUCGUCAGCUUGUACCUCAGCCUAGGGCUUGCAAUAAGAUUUAUUGGUCAUCGUGAAAGCUUCUAGAUAAAAGCUUAUAUCGGGGGGGGGGUUUAUAUCGUGUUGUCAUUCAUCACCUGUGUUUGCAGCCUAAAGCUUAACCUUAUAGGCCGUCUUCAUCCAUAAUACCUCAGAUACAGAUCGAGCUGUCACAAACAAUAGUAGUUCCAGGACCAAAUGAAAGUUCAAUCAAAAUAUUAUUAAAAGCU